GAUCAUCUCAAUGAAUUUGAAAUUGCUAGCUAUCACAGUGGUUUAAGCAAAGAUGACAUAAUUGUCAAUUGGCAAGAUUUGAAUAAUGCAAAAGGAGAUCUGAAUCCAGUGGAAGGUGUUAAAUUUUAUGAUAAAUAUCUCACUAGGAUAUUUGGUCUUAAAUCUCAAAUGAUUAGCCGUCUUUUUCCUGAACAACCCGAAGAAAAAAUU
Molecule: messenger RNA, 210 nt
Organism: Racocetra fulgida
Lineage: Eukaryota; Fungi; Glomeromycota; Glomeromycetes; Diversisporales; Gigasporaceae
Source: the annotation of a GenBank genome assembly